GUGACGUCACAGGCGCGCGUGACGUCACGAGAGGGGGUGGGGAGUGAAGCGAGAGUCAUGGCGGCCUCCACCGGCGUGCUGCCGUUCGUGCGCGGCGUGGACUUGAGCGGAAAUUCCUUCAAGGGUGGCUACUUUCCUGAGAGUGUGGAGGACAUGAGCAGUCUUCGGUGGCUGAAGCUCAACCACACGGGACUGUGUUACCUGCCGGAAGAGCUGGGAAAACUGGAGAAGCUGGAGUACUUGUCUGUGAGCCACAACAGCAUCAACACCCUCCAUGGAGAGAUUUCACACCUGCCUUGUCUCCGGGCCAUUGUUGCUCGCGCUAACAACCUGAAGAACAGCGGCGUUCCCAAUGACAUCUUUCAGCUGGAGGACCUUUCUGUCCUGGACCUGAGCCACAACCAGCUGACGGAGAUCCCGCGGGAGCUGGAUAAAGCGCACAACAUGCUCGUCCUCAAUCUAAGCCACAACAGUAUUGGGCCGUCGCUGCACAGCCAGCUGUUCAUCAACAUCACGGACCUCCUGUACCUGGACCUGAGCAACAACCGCCUGCAGAGUCUUCCCCCACAGAUGCGGCGCCUCGUGCACCUGCAGACCCUCAUCCUCAACAACAAUCCGCUGCAGCACGCCCAGCUCCGGCAAUUGCCUGUCAUGACGAAACUGCAGACUCUGCACUUGCGGAACACACAGCGGUCUCCGAACAACAUGCCCGCGUCGCUGGAUGCACUAAGCCACCUGACAGAUGUGGACCUGUCGUGUAACGACAUGCCCAGCAUCCCCGAGUGUCUUUACGCCCUGUCGACUCUCCGGCGUCUAAAUCUGAGCGACAACCAAAUCUCCGAGAUGUCUCUCUGCAUGGACCACUGGACCAACAUGGAGACUCUCAACCUAUCUCGGAAUAAACUCGUUAUGUUGCCUAUGGCUGUGUGCAAGUUAUCCAAACUCAGAAAACUCUUCAUCAACUCCAACAGUCUUAACUUUGAGGGCAUCCCAUCCGGGAUUGGCAAACUGCAAAACCUGGAGCAAUUUAGUGCCGCCAAUAACAGCCUGGAGCUUAUCCCAGAAGGCCUCUGCAGGUGCAGAAAACUGAAGAAACUUAUUUUGAAUAAGAACUGCCUCGUGACGUUGCCUGAAACGGUCCACUUCUUACAUCUGCUUGAGGUUCUGGAUGUGAGGGACAACCCUAAGCUGGUGAUGCCUCCUAAGCCAAUGGAUCGUUCGGCCGAGUGGUACAACAUUGACUUCUCGCUGCAGAACCAGCUCCGUCAGGCCGGGGCAUCUGCCGCUGCGGUGGCUGCUGCUGCUGCUGUGCCCGGAGGGGGCAGCACCAAGGAUGUGAUAGCACGCAAGAUGCGCCUCCGGAGGCCCCUGGACUCGACGGAGGAGGACCAGGCCAAGCAGGUGCUGCAGGGCAUGACGGACGUGGCGCAGGAAAAGAGUCGCCGCAUGGACCAAGAGAUGGGCGAGCUGGGCUGCUCGGACCUGAAGGCGCGGCGAUGGGACGAGGGGCUGGAGAAGCCGCAGAUCGACUACUCCAACCUCUUCAUCGAGGGCGUGGGCGGCCGUCCCGGCGUGGAAAUGUGGCAGAUCGACAACUUCUAUCCGACGCCCGUGGACGACAACAUGCACGGGAAGUUCUACGAGGCCGACUGCUACAUUGUGCUCAAGACGUUCUCGUCGCGCGAGGUGUCGGACCAGGCGUGGCAGAUCUUCUACUGGAUCGGCAGCGAGUGCACGCUCGACAAGAAAGCUUGCGCCGCCAUCCACGCCGUCAACCUGCGCAACUUCCUCGGCGCCAAGUGCCGCACGCUGCGCGAGGAGAUGGGCGACGAGAGCCCCGAAUUCUGCGCCGUGUUUAACAACAAGCUGGCUUACAUCGAAGGGGGCAGCCCCAGCGGUUUCUUCACGGUGGAAGAGACCGUCUAUGUGACCCGCAUGUACCGCUGUUACGGCAAGAAGAACAUCAAGCUGGAGCCGGUUCCUGUGGCGGGAAGCUGCCUAGACCCAAGGUUUGUGUUUAUGCUGGAUAAAGGACUCACGAUUUACAUCUGGAAGGGACUGUAUGCGAAACUUGGAGCCAAAACCAAGGCCAGGCUUUUUGCAGAGAAGAUCAACAAGAACGAGCGCAAGGGACACGCGGCGAUCGAAGUUCUGGUGCAGAACCAAGAACCGGCUGAGUUUUGGGACAUCCUGGGAGGGCAGCCCGAAGAGAUCAAGUGUCAUGUGCCCAAGGACUUCUGCCCUCCGCGGCCAAAACUUUACAAGGUGGGGCUAGGACUUGGAUACCUGGAGCUCCCGCAGGUGAACUACCGCCUGUCCGUGGAACACACCAACACCAAACUCACCAGAGACCUGGCGCCAGAUCAAAGGCUGGUGCAGAGCCUCCUGGACACGCACGGCGUCUACAUCCUGGACUGCGCGUCCGACGUGUUCGUGUGGAUCGGACGGCGCUCCCCGCGCCUGGUGCGCGCCGCGGCCGGCAAGCUGGCGCAGGAGCUGUGCAGCCUCGUGCAGCGGCCGGCGCACGCGGUGGUGACGCGCAGCCUGGAGAGCACGGAGACGCAGGUGUUCAAGUCAAAGUUCAAGAACUGGGACGACGUGCUGAAGGUGGACUACACGCAGAGCGCCGAGAGCAUGAGGCGCGUCGAGGCCCCAACACCGGCGGCGACGACGGCGGCCGCCGAAGAGGUGGACACCGCCGACCCUAAGAAGGAGAAGCAGAUGAAGGCCGACCUCUCCGCUCUCUUCCUGCCCCGUCAGGCGCCCAUGCCUUUCACUGAGGCCGAGCAGCUGAUGGAGGAGUGGGGCGACGACCUGGACGGCAUGGAGGCCUUCGUGCUGGAGGGAAAGAAGUUUGUGCGUCUCCCCGAAGAUGAACUGGGCCACUUCUACACAAACGACUGCUACGUCUUCCUGUGCCGGUACUGGAUGCCUGUUGAAUGCGAAAACACGGCAGAGGAAGGAGGCGAGGCCGGGGUUCCCGGGGAGGCCGGGGCGGGCGCGGCUGACACUGGUGGGGAGGCCGUGGAGCCCAGUGGGGCGAGGCCGGAGAAGUCGUCGGCGGAGGCCACAGGCGUGGAAGAAGACAUGCAAUGCGUGGUGUACUUCUGGCAGGGACACGACGCCUCAAACAUGGGCUGGCUCACCUUCACGUUCAGCCUGCAGAAGAAGUUUGAGAGCCUCUUCCCCGGCAAGCUGGAGGUGGUGCGGAUGACGCAGCAGCAGGAGAACCCCAAGUUCCUGUCGCACUUCAAGAGGAAGUUUCUGAUUCACCGGGGCCACAGGAAGAUCACGGAUAACGAUGCGCAGCCGAGCCUGUACCACGUGCGCAGCAACGGCAGUGCGCUGUGCACACGGUGCAUUCAGAUUAAUACUGAUGCUGCCUUUCUCAACUCUGAAUUCUGUUACAUUCUCAAGGUGCCGUUUGGCAGCGAGGAUGGCCCAGGGAUGGUCUACGCGUGGGUGGGGCGGGGGGCUGCGCCGGACGAGGCUCGGCUCACGGAGGAGAUCAUGGGCAGCAUGUUCCAUGCCUCCUACAGCAAGCAGGUGAUCAACGAGGGAGAGGAGCCGGAGAACUUCUUCUGGGUGGGGAUUGGCGGACGGAAGCCGUACGACCAAGACGCCGCCUACAUGCGCACGGCACGUCUAUUCAGGUGCUCCAACGACAAGGGCUACUUCUCCGUUUCCGAGAAGUGCUCCGACUUUUGCCAGGAUGACCUGGCAGACGACGACAUCAUGGUGUUGGACAACGGCGGCGAGGUGUACAUGUGGGUGGGCACUCAGUCCAGCCAGGUGGAGAUCAAGCUGGGGCUCAAGGCCACACAGGUCUACAUCCAGCACAUGAAGAGCAAGGAGCCGGAGAAUCCACGCAAGCUGCGCCUGGUGCGCAAAGGCAACGAGCCGCACAUAUUCUCGCGCUGCUUCCACGCCUGGGUGCCCUUCCCCAAGCCGACCAACUGAUGCCUUCAGUGGCAAGUGACGGUUUCCUACGCGCACCCCUAUCUACGCCGCCGUUCGUCGGCAGCCCGCAAUGUCCGCAAUAACACCCGCCCCCGAAGGAAACAAUUUAAACUCAGAUAAUUGAAACUAUUUUAUAUUUUAGCAGGUAAGGCCCACUGAGCUAUACUAUAAAUAGCUCGUUUUCAGAAACGGCCCGGCCACAAAUGAUAGCUCAACGAAAGUGGCUUGUCGUGUGGAAAUUUAUAGCAGCCAAAUACUCGAAAUGCACGUUUAUUCUAAAUGUGGAGGGAAAAACCAAAGGACCCGGAGAAAAAUCCAUGUGGCCACGGGGAGAACAUGCAAACUCCAAAUAUACAGGGGUUGGGAUCGAACCCACGAGCUCCUGCAUACCAGGCGAGGGAGUUAACACCUCGCCACCACGGCACCCCUUUUUUGCAUGCCUGAACAACCCAUAGCUGUGUGUACAUGAUUUGCUGUGUUGGUAUAACAGCUCCCAUUGUUCUGACUUUGGUUGAGUGAUGGUGGCAGGAAAUGGCAUAUCAGAUAUUAUUUGCCAAGGUGACACACACCGUGCAUCUCCAUCAAUAUGUAGAAAUCUCAACGAUGUCAUUCCAUUUGAGACCAGUUUAAAAGCAGCUUUGAUGGAAAGAAAAUGUGCGUUUGGUUCAAAUGAUAUUAUUUCUGCCUGAAUGCCUAACAAGAUCAGCUUAAACUUCAUGAAAAGCAGACUGCAGCAUUAACCAAAGCAUCCAUGCAAAGCUUUUUUGUUCAGUUAUAUCAUUGGCGGUAAUGAUGCAGCACUGAUGGGAGUUCAGUUUGGCUGAAUAAUCGGUGAAAUCCAGAAAAAAACUUGCCAAAACACACUGAAAUCCUUCUUUUGUGGCCUGCUCUCAAUCUCAAAGUAGUACCGUUAUGGACGCAUCUUGGCUCCAAUGCCCCGGACACACCCUUGCAGCGAGACCUGGCCAUCUACACCACUCAGGAGUGUACUACCGGGUGCUCGACUGUAUUCAACUAAAUCCCAGGCUUGGAUAAUCCUGGAUCCAUAUUUGCACUGGUUGUUCACAAGAUAUUAAAACAAAUAUCAAAAUUCUGUCCAUACCUCGUGAACACUCCUCUACGCUAAAGCAAGUCAGUGACCCAAACUCUUACUGGAUCUAAAGCAGAUUGAUUCUUAAAUUAUUGUUCCUAUCAAAGCUGUAUUAAUGCCAGGUUUGGAAAACCCAGGGGCCGAAGGCUGGCAUGGGUUACUGAGGCUACGUGGACAGCAUAGGCCACAAGGACAAACCACACGGCACAGGCCAGCUGAUACCAUAUGUGAUAACAAGGGUGGUCAGCGAGAUAUUAAAUCCGGAUUGAUGUUUCACCAUUUUGGACACACUAGAAUGCUUCUAAUAUCAAUUUUGUGUCCUUAACAGUGGGUUGAAACCAACCGGGAUACAUUACACCAUCGAUUAAUAUCGAUCAAGAUAGCAUAUAUCGAAUGGUGUUAAGCAUCGAUGUUUUUCACUUUGCGUACAUUGUAAUUGGCUGUCACCUCUGCAGCCACUGGAGGUGUUACCAUUCGAAAGCCGCGUUAUUAAAAUCAACAUUUGAAUGCAAUCACAAACACGAAUUGUGACAACUCAUGGAAUCCAUUCCACCACUACUGAAUUUAUACCAGAACCUUGUCUGCACUAGAUUCCAAUGAAUGAAAAGGCAAUAUGAAAUCGAAACCUCUUAGCAACUUUGUCCCCUAAUUCGUUACAUCAGCAGUCACUCGAUGUGCACUGGUGUUGUUGCAGCGAUAUUUAAUAUCCGCACUUGAUGUGUCACCAUUACAAAAUCCACGGGAACAUUGGUUCUUAUCUAUCGGCACCAACUAAACCAAACUUAGCCUGGCACAGGCCGACUCAAAUUGCAGUUUAUUACCGAAACAGUAUUGUUUAACUAUGACAGUGUUUAUAAAGCUGUAGUCUCGAAGCCUUGUCUAAAGAACAGCCAUAUAGCUACCUGAAUGUGUGCUUCUCUUCUGUAGCAGCAGAGCUGCAGCUGUGCUUCUGCCCAGCGUUUCAAUCGAGCAAUGCGACCACAUUCACGUUGUAAGCAACAUUGCGUAAUGAAUUUCAACCAGCCAAUUUGCCUUUUUCCUGUUCUUUCUGCAAGUUCGUACACGAACCGAUCGUUGUCAAAUGUUUCAUGUGUGUCGUGCAGUAGUGUCUCCGGUGUUGCUAUUCUACGGUAGGUGGUCACCACUCUUAAUAAAAAGGAUGGCUUCCA
Messenger RNA from Lethenteron reissneri (Far Eastern brook lamprey), 6219 nucleotides. Its product is annotated as protein flightless-1 homolog. Gene Ontology annotation, cellular component: actin cytoskeleton; cytoplasm; nucleus. Gene Ontology annotation, biological process: myofibril assembly; actin filament severing; barbed-end actin filament capping. Lineage: Eukaryota; Metazoa; Chordata; Hyperoartia; Petromyzontiformes; Petromyzontidae. The record is from RefSeq and is a predicted model, not a curated record. Gene Ontology annotation, molecular function: phosphatidylinositol-4,5-bisphosphate binding; actin filament binding.